AUGAAGCUGCUGGGUGCUGUGUUGCUGGCGGCCGGCUUGCUCAGCACCUCUGCCCGGAGGGAGCAGUCCCUCGGGCCGGCCAAGCCUUCGCAGACCUGCUUCUUCCAGACGCUCAGCAGCGCGGACAGAGAGUUCUGCAGAGGGGAUUUAGAAAUUAUCUACCCGGAGCUUGGCGACGUUGGCUGCAUGUACAUCCCCAAAUGCCACCAGUACCGCUGGCGGAUCAGCAGGGAGUGGGGCAGCCCCCGCGUUCGCUACCCCCAGGCUGAGGAG
Messenger RNA from Apaloderma vittatum (bar-tailed trogon), 273 nucleotides. It is a transcript of the gene PEBP4, whose product is annotated as phosphatidylethanolamine-binding protein 4. The record is from RefSeq and is a predicted model, not a curated record. The annotation marks the transcript as partial. The transcript has 2 exons. Lineage: Eukaryota; Metazoa; Chordata; Aves; Trogoniformes; Trogonidae.